GUCCGCGGCGCUUACUGCUUUCCCCCUUUCGUCGUCUGCUGCUGACGCUGUCAUCCUCCUUCCCCACUCGACCGGGAAAGCGAGCAACCGAUUAAAAGAAAGCGGAGAUCCAAUGAGGGAUUCGGCAUAGCCAUCGCCCACCGCCGGCUACAAUCGGGGAGAUGAACAAGGCCUGAUUGAGGAUCGAAUUGAGAAGGAGAAGGGGACUGAAGAAGGAGUGAGUUGGGGAUGAGAGGAGUCGUGCCGUGUGUACGAUGAAGAACCUCCUCAAGAAGCUCCAUAUCGUGCCGAGUCACUCGGAAGACGGGGAAGCAUCGCCCUCGCCUUCCUCCUCCCCGAUCAAAGUCUGCCCCUCUGCCACUGGCGCCAAGGCACCCCACUCUCAACCCGAACAGAAGCCCUUAUCCGGAUUCAGUAACUGGUUGAAUUCGGUCUCUGGUAGGCAAGCCAUUACCCCUCCCUCCUCUUCUUCCUCCUCUUCCUCGUCGUUUGCUAUCGGGCAGAGAGUGGAUCAGAGGGAAUUGCCGAGUGUGGUUUCCUUGGUCGCUUCCGAAGAGCUAUCUAAUUCACCUGCUGAAGAUUCCGAGUCGAGCAAGCCUACGGACCAGGAAAUGGACGAGGAGUACCAAAUCCAGCUCGCUCUUGAGCUUAGCGCAAGAGAGGAUCCGGAGGCGGCCCAGAUCGAGGCUGUGAAGCAGAUUAGUCUGGGUUCCUGCCCACCGGAGAACUCCCCAGCGGAAAUCCUUUCUUAUCGAUACUGGAGUUAUAAUGUUCUCGAUUAUGACGACAAAAUCUUGGAUGGUUUCUAUGAUCUUUAUCCUGCUUCAAUUGGGUCAACAUUUUCGGAAAUGCCUUCCCUUAUGUAUUUGCAACAAAUACCAAUCUCUGACAAUAUUGGUUGGGAAGCUGCAUUGGUAAACAAAAAAGAAGACGCUGACCUUUCCAAACUUGAACAGAAAGUGUUACUAAUGGCUAAAAAGUUAGGGGCUGAUUCUUCAGAUUCAUCAGGUGGUCUCUUGGUGCAGAAGGUUGCCUUUAUAGUAGCUCACUAUAUGGGUGGAAAAGUUUCUGAUCCUGAAAGCAUGUUGAAAUCAUAUCAGAAUCUUAGACACUAUUUAAUAUCGACUACUGGAAGCAUUGUGCUUCCCCUUGGACAUCUGACGGUCGGUUUAGCCCGUCAUCGUGCUUUAAUGUUCAAGGUUUUGGCUGAUAGUCUGGGAAUUUCUUGUCGGUUAAUGAAAGGGAAGCAAUAUAUAGGUUCAGAUGAUGGUGCUCUAGCUACUGUGAAACUUAAUGAUGGAAGGGACUAUAUUGUUGAUUUGAUGUCAGAGCCUGGUACUCUUAUCGCACCAGAUAGUAUAGGACUGAUUGGUGAACCAAAAGAAGCUACCAUUACGAUUCAAUCUUUCACAAAAUUAUCUAAUGAAACUGAUACAGCCUUAUCAGGUAGUAGGGUGGCAAACUCUGCUGACUGUAGCACUGAGAAUGAGCCAUUUAUCGAACAAGGAUCAAUGUCUAAUUGCCAAAAAGAUCCAAAUUCAGCUCGGGUAAACCCAUGUGACUUAAGUCAUCAAAACAAUAGGUACAUUCAAGCUGACAUGAAUAACCCAGCCAAAUCUUCAACUAUUCUCAAUGUUGCCAUGUCAAAAACUCCAGAUACAUCUGGUAAUUCAAAGCAUCCACGGUCACCUUCUUGGACCGAAGGCAUUAGUUCUUCAACUGUCCAAAGGAUGAAAUUGAAGAAUGUAUCAGAAUACAUGAUUAAUGCUGCUAAAGAAAAUCCAAAAUUAGCUCAAAAGUUACAGGAUGUGUUGUUGGAAAGUGGUGUGGCUGCACCCCCUAACUUGUUCACUGAGAUUUGUACUCCAGAAAUAGAAGAUCCACUGGCUGAAGAAAUGCAUUCAAUUGAAGAUAAAAACAAGAGGAAGAUAACUAAGCAUAAGUUAAAACAGAAAAUUGAAACUGGUUGUCGUGGGCCCUUCCUGCCUCAGCUUCCUAGCCACAUGCUCCAUCAGAAAGUAUUUCUCUCUAGGUCACAAAUGGAUGCUGCUAAAUCUGAAGAUAGAUUCAAUCUUUCUCGCAAUCUUGAUUCAAGAGAAGCCAUUAACAAUCCUGUAUAUGAAGUUUCUGAUGAACCAUUGCUGCAGGAAUCUCCAUUGCAGCUUGUUAGACAUAUGCCUGUUGCUGCUGCUGCUGCAACAGCUGCUGUUGUUGCAUCUUCAAUGGUAGUUGCAGCAGCAAAAUCAAACUCUGACAUGAAUUUGGAAGUUCCUGUUGCUGCGGCAGCCACUGCCACUGCUGCAGCAGUUGUGGCUACAACGGCUGCUGUCAGCAAACAAUAUGAACAUUUGGAACCAUGUUCCAGGAUGCAGUCUAUUUCUGGAGGCAAUGGCCCAAAUCUAACAGAGAAGAAUGAAGUUAUUUCUGUCAAUGAACAGCAAGCAAGCUGUCAUGGUAAUUAUGAAGUUAAUACAAAAGAAAGGUCUGGUGAUUCUCAUCAAGAAAUGGAUUGUACUUCUGAUAAAUCCAUUGGAACAGAAAGUACAAAAUCUGAAAAUGCACUGCAGGAUGUUGUAGAAUUUGAAAUAAUAUGGGAAGAUAUUAUUCUUGGUGAACGAAUAGGGCUUGGUUCUUUUGGGGAGGUGUAUCACGGAGAUUGGCAUGGAACAGAAGUUGCUGUUAAAAGGUUUUUGCAUCAAGAUAUCUCUAGCGAUGCACUUGAAGAAUUUAUAAGCGAGGUGCGAAUAAUGAAACGGUUACGACAUCCAAAUGUUGUUCUAUUCAUGGGUGCAAUAACUCGUGUACCUAAUCUGUCAAUUGUUACUGAAUUUCUACAUAGAGGCAGUUUGUUCCGAUUAAUUCACCGUCCCAAUAAUCAACUUGAUGAAAGGAGACGCUUAAGAAUGGCUCUUGAUAUUGCCCGUGGAAUGAAUUAUCUUCACAACUGUACUCCUGUUAUAGUCCACCGUGAUCUUAAGUCUCCAAACCUUCUCGUGGACAAGAAUUGGGUUGUGAAGGUCUGUGACUUUGGUUUAUCUCGAAUAAAGCACAAUACCUUCCUUUCUUCAAGGUCAACAGCCGGAACAGCUGAGUGGAUGGCACCAGAAGUUCUACGCAAUGAACCUUCAGAUGAGAAAUGCGAUGUCUUUAGCUUUGGAGUUAUCUUAUGGGAGCUCUGUACCUUGCAACAGCCAUGGGAAGGUUUGAAUCCCAUGCAGGUUGUUGGUGCUGUUGGAUUCCAGGACCGCUGUCUAGAUAUUCCAGAUGACAUAGAUCCAAUCAUAGCAGGGAUCAUAAAGAAGUGCUGGCAAAUAAACCCAAAGAUGCGGCCCUCAUUUUCAGAGAUCAUGGCUGCGUUAAGACCUUUGCAGAAACCUGCGUCCAGCAACCAAGGUCUCAGACAAAAGAGGCAGGUAGCAGAUAGCAGAUAGCUCGGAGAAGGCAGUAUUAUAGGAAAAACAAGGUUGAAUUUCUGAAAUUCAAUUCAUAAGAAAUUAUAUGGCUUGGGGGAGGUUGUUCAAAUGUUUGUUAUCCAGCAGUCCCUUCGGGAUUGAGAAGUUGUGAGGGAAGAACUUCAAUUGCCAAGUCUGUUUGACGUCCAACACGGUUAAUUUAUCAUGAACACUGGUAUGUGAGAAGAACAUCAACAAAACAUGAAAAGACAUUAUGCACCCAGGGAAAUUGAAUUUGAUUAUGAACAAAUCAUGAUGCAGAAAAAAGUAAUUGGUCUAACUUGAUUGGAGUUGGGAGUAACGGUAACUCACUGAGCUACUUGAACUCGUUGGUUUGUCAAUGCAACAUGGAUGAGCUAUUCCAGUUGUUUUCUAAUUUUUCUUGUUCUGUGUUUCGUUUUGUUGAAUCAAGUCCAGCUUAUUCGAAAUGUUGUACAUAUAUUUGUAAUGUAUUCACGUAUUAUUCUUUCAAGACAUGGAAUUUAUGCGGAAAGGGAUUUCAAUGUUU
Messenger RNA from Zingiber officinale, 3960 nucleotides. Its product is annotated as probable serine/threonine-protein kinase SIS8. The transcript is spliced from 13 exons. The coding region runs from base 255 to 3431 and encodes 1058 amino acids. NCBI's taxonomy places the organism in Eukaryota, Viridiplantae, Streptophyta, Magnoliopsida, Zingiberales, Zingiberaceae. Gene Ontology annotation, biological process: protein phosphorylation. Gene Ontology annotation, molecular function: protein kinase activity; ATP binding. The record is from RefSeq and is a predicted model, not a curated record.